Messenger RNA from Podarcis lilfordi (Lilford's wall lizard), 594 nucleotides. NCBI's taxonomy places the organism in Eukaryota, Metazoa, Chordata, Lepidosauria, Squamata, Lacertidae. The record is from the annotation of a GenBank genome assembly.
AUGUCAGUCAUGGGCAAGCCUCAUUCCCUGAAAACUGACAAUGCCCCAGCGUACUGUGCAAAAACCUUUGCUCAGUUCUGUGAAACUUGGAAUAUUCACCAUUUAUUUGGCAUCCCCUACAAUUCUCAAGGCCAAGCCAUCGUCGAAAGGGCUAAUCGUACCUUAAAAACUGCUCUACAACGCCAGGAAAAGAAGGCCGGUGUCCCAGCCUCCCUUUCCGAAAAGGAAGGCUGGCUGGCCAGUGUUCUCUUUACUCUCAACCAUUUGAAUGUUUCCAUACAGGAUCAUCAAUCUUAUACUCGCCUGCAGAAGCAUUUUCAGCAAACAGAGAUACUCCCAGCCCCACUGGUCCGCUAUAAGAUAUUACCCUCCAACGAGUGGAGUGAACCCGUAAAACUGAUCACCUGGGGAAAGGGUUACGCUGCAGUGUCUACUCCACAGGGUCCUCGCUGGGUUCCCGCACGCUGCAUCCGCCUAUACCAUGGCAUGGCGACAGUCCCUCCCGAAUCCAGUACCGCAGUUCGACCACACACUACGGAUCGCCCAGGCCGCAGCGCCCAGCCCCCCCAGGACUCGCAAGCGGGGAAAUCGUAA